AUGUCGUCUCUGAACCUCCUAUGUCUUUACGACGACGUCCUCCUGUGCAUGUUCGCGUUCCUCUGCGCGGAAGACGCAACACGGAUGGCGUUGACCGCUAAACGACCCUACGUCCUUGCCCUCCCCUUCGCCCUGGCCGACAUCCACCUCACCUCGGCCCCGAUUCGAAGACCAUCGGCGAAGCACUCUGGGAACCUCGACAAUCUCGCUACAGGUUUGCUCCUCCGAAGAUUGGAGUACCUCCAAGGCUUUGAUCCUAUUCUUUGUCGGCCACGUUCAUCCUACAUUCGCCACCUUUCUGCUCCCCAAUUGUCCAAAUACCUCAGGCCCAGAGGAUCGGCGCUGGAAGUGAUCGAACGCGUCACCACCCUCCUGUUCCAAACGCUGUCCCUACGCUCACUCACGAUCCCGCACUUCUCCACUUACUGGGAUCAGAACCUGGGCUUCGUCGAGCGAUUGGCUGACUUCAAACACAUCCACACUCUGGUUCUGCCCGACGUUCGCACCCUGAGCGAACCGGAUAUGAGGCUACUCCCGGACCUUUCUCCCUCCUCCCUCGCCCACACCCUCUGCUCUCUCACCGUCAGGUUUACGCUGGAAAGGGAUAUCGGCCGACAGGAACGCGUGGCGCGCAUGGUGGCGCGUCUACGAAACUUUCCCGCUUUGCGCACCCUGCACCUCAGCAUUGCGAGCGGCCUUUCUGGACACGUCCCACCUCUCCCACCUUCGAAUCCACGCGCGAUCCUGGAGAACAUCCGCGACCUUACAAUUCACGGCGCAUGGAGGCCGCAACCAGUUCCAGACUGCCCGAACAUCAACGAUUUAACGCUCGAAGUUGGUGAGCUCCGUUCGCAAAGCGAAGCUGGCUUCCGAUGGCCGGCACUGCGCACACUCGCCAUCGUUUACGACGGAAACCUUAAUUGGCCGACUCGAGUUGACUCAUCUUGCAUCACGCGUGCGAGUCGUCUAUGGUUCAAGCCCAGCCCCUUUCUUACGGAGGAUUACGACCUGGGCUCCAGGCGCGAGACGGGCAAAUCGUUCGCCAAGACACUCCCGGGUCUGUCGACCGUUUUGUUCUCCUGCACGUUAUAUUGGUUCUACGAAAAGGCAAACGAAUACGUCGACGAUGACGACGAUGACGACAACGACGACAACGGCAACGACAACGCUUGGGAAACGCGGAGGGUCGACAACGACAUCUGGGACCCUUCCCGUCUCAGCACCAACGAAGCUGCCCUCGCCCAGGUCGCCGCCCGUCUGCGCUCCCUCCACCUCGAAGUCCACCACUCCGCGUACCUGAGCCACGUAGCCCCGUGGGACACGCUUAUGACCGCCCUCCCAAACGUGCUCGCCGCCGCGCCGCUCGUGCACCUCACCCUCAUCCUCGUCCCACGCGGGCACAAAGUCGGCGUGGCCGUGCCGAACAGUUGCCACGAGCUCGCGCGCGUGCGGGCCGCGCGGGAGAUCCCACGACGCCUCGCGGAGGCGAUCGAGACGCUGCGCGUGCUACAGGUCGGGGAUGCGAUGCCCGACACGACCCGGCUCCCCCCGCACCAAGUCGAGCGUGGCGACCACAAGGGCGAGAUGGAAGAAUGGGAGCGUUGUGUUCAGGAGAUGGCCGCGAUGGAAGUGGUGCGGCGACGGCGGUGGUGGUGGAUCGAGAGGGAGGACGGCAACGCGGUGAUGACGGAGAUAUGGCGGGAAGACGGAGAGAGGGCGCGGGACUUGGUGGAGGAUGAUGGAUUCGACCGCGCGACGGGGCUCGAUGGUUUUUUCACAUCCAAUUGUGUUUACGAGCCUUGA
Epithele typhae is the source of this 1803-nucleotide messenger RNA. RefSeq lists its product as uncharacterized. Lineage: Eukaryota; Fungi; Basidiomycota; Agaricomycetes; Polyporales; Epitheliaceae. The record is from RefSeq and is a predicted model, not a curated record. Bases 1 to 1803 code for a protein of 600 amino acids. The transcript is spliced from 3 exons.